UUUAAAGUCUAACUCACAUCUUCUUUAAGCGCAACACGUCCAAGCGCUAAACCAAUUGUCGCCUUUUGUUUGCGUAACCAACGCGAUGACGUCACACAUCGUGCGACAAUCCUGGAAUAUAAGCAACUCAAAAGCUGAUCAGCUGUAACGGAAACCCAAAAGGUUUUGUGUACUUAAGACCUCGGGGACAUGGGCAGGCUGGAUGACGCUGCCAAGCGCAAGGUGGUGGAAUUGCGUGAAGCAGGCCUAAGCUUCCGCAAGAUAAAAGCUGUGCUGGAGCUGGAGAACAUAAAAGUAUCCGCUCAGGCAAUCUACCUCUUCCUGAAGGAGUUUAAUGGAAGAGGCAGACAAAAUGAUGCUCCCAUGUCCGGGAACGGUGGAUCUACAACAGCUUCAGGAUCAAGGGAUACAGGGCUAGAGUCGAGACACAGUGGCUGGAGUGAGCAGCAACUAAGGAAUCUGCUUCGUGAGGCUGCCCAUGUUGCUGGCUUCUCAUCCUCUUCAGACUCCUCGGGGCAGACUGGGGUAGCUUCAGAAACCAGGGGACACUCCUCUGGGGCAAGUAUAACUAACCAGGAGCCACAGCAGGGAGACAGGAAGGACGAGGAUGUCCGAAUCAUAAGUGUAACCUCACUGGCACAGAAUACCCACCAUGAUGGUGUUCAAACAGUACGCUCUGGGUUUGGCUCAGGAGCAAUGGCUGGAACAUUUUCAAGGAGAAGGUACACACCCUCACCAGCAAACCCAGUCCUUGUGGCUCGGAAACGGCUCCUGGACAAGGCUUUGCUCCACAGAGCAAGGGUACGGGACAGUGGCCCUCAGUCUGCCCAACAAACUGUGUCAUUAGUGAGAAGAGAGCAGUCCUGUUUCCCUUAUUCAGAAGGAAGGAAGGUCAUGUUACCUCAAACAAGCUCAUUCAACCCCACUUCUACCCGACCUGUAAGGGGGCUCCACCCAGGGACCAACCUUUUUCGACAAGGAUUUCAGCAACGUGCAAAUAUACCUACCCGCUCUACAGAACAGUCACCCCGUGUUGGCAUUCGGAUUCCUGUGCCAGGUCAGUCAAGUACCGGGCCACAGAAUGCAAAUUCAUCUGUAAGGGCUCCAGCUCCGACUAAUCAUCAGCAGUCUCCUCCAAACCAGCAGAGCAACGUGGACACCGGAACACCAAGUGCACUGCAGGAACAGGUCAAGUCUCUUGCUUCUGAAGUACGCAGCCUUGGCUUGGCUCUCAGGAUGAUGGUAGAGCAGCAGGGCCGGCUGGAGAAGGAGCAGAGCCAGCAGACCCAAGUCCAAAAGCAGAUCCUCAGCACCUUGCAGAAAUUAGCAUCUAAACAGGGACCCUGUGGCUUUCAACACAAUGCAACUCCUACACUUCCCCAGUGCCCAUUGUCCUCAGCCUCCUACAGCCAGAGCACCUUCACCCCCAGCCAAGGAAGUAGUUUGUGCAGCCAAGCCCCAUCCAGGUAUAACGAAAUCAAUGGAUCCACCCUUGAGAAUAUUGAGCCAUUUUCUCUGGACACUCUCAGCACUGCAGCUAUAGAUGGCUUUCAAAACUCUGAGACUCUGUCAUUCAACCGGACACACUCACCAACAUUCACACAGGCACACACACAAACAUUCACAUCUGAGAUAGUCAGUUACACACAGCCUCACACAGACACUUAUGCAGGAAUGGACAGCAAGCCAGCAGAAAUAGCCUCACCGAACACAGACAGAUCCUUUCAGGUCUGCAGGUCUUCGAGUCAGUCUUCUACUGAAGCUAUUUCUGUUCAUGAUACCCAACUGACUAUUGUAAAAAUUGAAAAUGUUUAAAAAAAAAAUGCAGAAACUGACAUACACUGCUGUGUUUGUUCCUUGCUGAAAUUUGAUGAAUUUUAGAGUGAAUCAUUUUAUGGUACUGUAGCUUCAGCAAUAGUGGACAAGUAAUAGUAGCACAAGCUUUAAUAAUGGGCCAAUCAUCAUACCAUACAUUCACAAAAAAACAUUUAAUAUAUCAUAAAUUUUGAAUUAAUUGUUUUUAAUUCUCUAUUUAUGUGUGUUUUUAUUUAAUGAGCAAAUUACACGUUUUGUGUUUGGCAAAAUAAAACCUAACUUUUUUGACUACA
This is a messenger RNA of Tachysurus fulvidraco (yellow catfish), 2108 nucleotides long. RefSeq lists its product as uncharacterized. The record is from RefSeq and is a predicted model, not a curated record. The transcript is spliced from 5 exons. The coding region runs from base 190 to 1815 and encodes 541 amino acids. Lineage: Eukaryota; Metazoa; Chordata; Actinopteri; Siluriformes; Bagridae.